Messenger RNA from Cottoperca gobio, 3817 nucleotides. Its product is annotated as liprin-alpha-3-like. Gene Ontology annotation, molecular function: protein binding. Bases 18 to 2735 code for a protein of 905 amino acids. NCBI's taxonomy places the organism in Eukaryota, Metazoa, Chordata, Actinopteri, Perciformes, Bovichtidae. Gene Ontology annotation, cellular component: presynaptic active zone. The transcript has 24 exons. The record is from RefSeq and is a predicted model, not a curated record. Gene Ontology annotation, biological process: synapse organization.
UUUGCCAAAGGGAGGACAUGGAGGAAAGGAUUACAACACUAGAACGCAGGUACCUCAGCGCCCAGAGGGAGGCGACUUCUCUCCAUGAUAUCAAAGACAAGCUGGAAAAUGAGCUGGCCAGCAAGGAAUCACUGCACAGACAGAGUGAAGAGAAGAACAGACAGCUACAGGAACGUCUGGAUGAAGCCAAGCAGAAGCUCCAGCAGACCCUGCAGAGGGCAGAGACGCUGCCUGAGAUCGAGGCCCAGCUCGCCCAAAGGGUCGCUGCUCUCAACAAGGCAGAAGAGCGCCAUGGAAACUUUGAGGAGCGACUACGGCAAAUGGAAGCUCAACUCGAGGAGAAGAACCAAGAGCUGCAGAGGGCGAGGCAGAGGGAGAAGAUGAAUGACGAACACAACAAACGCCUCUCAGAUACAGUGGACAAGCUUCUGUCCGAGUCCAACGAGAGACUGCAGCUCCACCUCAAAGAGAGGAUGGCAGCACUGGAGGAGAAGAAUGCUCUUUCAGAGGAACUGUCCAAUAUGAAGAAACUCCAAGAUGAACUUAUAGCUAAUAAGGAACAACUCCUUGCUGAGCUGGAGCGAAUCCAACUGGAGCUGGAUCAGCUGAGAGGCAGGCCCGGCUCUUAUUCCAGGGCGGGCAGCGUGAGCUCUCUUCCCUCCACUCUUUUCCGAAGAUCACUUCCAGGGAGCGCCUCAGAGCUGCGAUACCCUCAGGGUGGAGGCUCGCUCCCGUCCGGCUACACCAACUCCACCACUGGGAUGGUGGUCAGGCGGACACGCCGGUGGGGGCCUCGAGACGACAGUAACAAGUAUGUAGAGUGGAAUAGCAGCAAUAUGCUUGGUCCCGGCUAUGAUGUUGGGGACGGAGGCUGCUCUGACGACGAGGACGACAGGGAGACUCUGUUCGGAUCGGAGCUGCUCUCUCCUAGCGGACAGACAGAUGUACAGACUUUGGCCAUCAUGCUACAGGAGCAGCUGGAGGCCAUCAACAAGGAGAUUAAGCUGAUUCAGGAGGAGAAGGAGAGCACAGAGCUGAGGGCAGAAGAGAUUGAGAGCCGGGUCAGCAGCGUGGCCCUCGAUGCCCCACCUCUUCCACCCUCCUCGCUGGGAGGACGUGACAGCGUCGGGAGGGGUUACAUGACUCCCUCCAUCACCUCCUCCACGUUGGCGUCUCCCUCACCCCCCAGUUCUGGGCAUUCCACCCCCCGCCUGCCACAUUCCCCUGCCAGGGAGAACGACAGACAGAAUAGCAAAGAUGGUGAAGAAUGCAGAGCACUUGCCCUGAUUGACUCCAACCCUCCCUCGGUUCCACGAGCCCUUCGAUUGGACAGAAUGACACACACUCACCCGGGGGCAGGCCUCGAUGAAUUCCGUGAAUUUCGCAGUCUCUCUGCUGACGGUUCCACCACUGCGAGUCAGGAUUCCCUCCACAAGGCCAGCAAAAAGAAAAGCAUUAAGUCGUCUAUUGGUCGUCUCUUUGGCAAAAAGGAAAAAGGGAGGAUCGGUGCACCUGGGCGCGAAUCUUCCUCACUGGCCUCUACACCCUCUGAUGACCUGGGUUCAGCGGACCCGUUAGGCCUGACUAAACUUGGGACUGGAACAGUGGAGAAAGACCGCCGCAGCAAAAAGAAACACGACCUGUUGGAGGAAGCCUGUCGUCAGGGUCUGCCCUUCGCCUCAUGGGAUGGCCCGACUGUUGUUACGUGGCUUGAGCUCUGGGUAGGGAUGCCAGCAUGGUAUGUGGCAGCGUGUCGUGCCAACGUGAAGAGCGGCGCCAUUAUGGCUAACCUGUCGGACACCGAGAUCCAGAGGGAGAUCGGCAUAAGCAACCCUCUACACCGGCUCAAACUCCGCCUGGCCAUUCAGGAAAUGGUCUCCCUCACUAGUCCGUCUGCACCUGCGAGCACUCGCUCAUCGACCAGUAAUAUUUGGAUGACGCACGCUGAGAUGGAGUCUCUCGCUGCUGUCACCAAGCCAGAGCAGAAGGAGUUCAGCUGGGAUCAGAUCCUGGCUUAUGGAGACAUGAACCAUGAGUGGGUGGGAAACGAAUGGCUGCCCAGUCUGGGUCUGCCCCAGUACCGCUCCUACUUCAUGGAGUCACUGGUGGAUGCCCGUAUGCUUGAUCACCUCACCAAGAAAGAAUUGAGGGGCCAGCUGAAGAUGGUGGACAGUUUCCACAGGGUGAGUCUUCACUACGGUAUCAUGUGCUUGAAGCGCUUGAACUAUGACAGGAAGGAGCUGGAGAGGAGGAGGGAUGAGAGUCAACACCACAACCAAGAUGUUAUGGUGUGGUCCAAUGAGCGAGUGAUGUGUUGGGUGCAGUCUAUCGGUCUGAAAGAGUUUGCUGACAACUUAUUGGAGAGCGGGGUGCACGGGGCCCUCCUGGCGCUAGAUGACACUUUCGACUACACUGACUUGGCCCUCCUCCUCCAGAUACCCAAUCAGAACACACAGGCGAGGCAGCUCCUAGAGAAGGAGUACAACGCUCUCAUCACGAUGGGAACGGAGAGGAGGCCAGAUGAGGACGGCACAAAAACAUUUACGCGGUCACCGUCAUGGAGGAAGAUGUUCCGAGAGAAGGACCUCCGCGGCGUGACGUCUGACUCCUCAGAAACAUUACCUGCCAACUUCCGUGCCUCCGCCAUCUCGACCCCCUCCGUCACCCUGAGGAAAGUGCAGAGUGAAGUAGGUCCGAGAGGAGAGUCGGGGUCCGUGAGAACAUAUUCCUGCUAAAAGAUAAGCACACCAGAGCCCCGCCUCUAUCUACUAACCCGAGGGGGGAAAAUACACAUUUUUGAAGAAAAAAAACCUAAGGAUCAAAAUCAAAAAUGGACACUAGAAGAUGACCAACAACAUUUACACGAGAUGUCUCGAAGAAUCAAAGACACUGAGCGAAUGAUUUCUGAAAAGAUGAUAAAAUAAUGAGUGAAUGUCUGUUUAUCCAUCCCUCUCUCUCCCUCUCUCUCUCUCUCCCUCUCUCUCCCUCUCUCUCUCUCUCUCUCUCUCUCUCUCUCUCUCUCUCUCUCUCUCUCUCUCCCUCUCUCUCUCUCACCCCAUCUUGAUCCAUAGUUGUGGCAUGACGCUGUUUGAUUCUGUAGAAAGUGGCCUGUAGAAAGUGACCAUCGCCUAUUGUGAAUGCAUAUCCUGUUUUUGAGUGUGAGAUGGCAAUAUUGACACAAUGAAUUUAUAGUUUUUAAAAUUGGAAACCGCAUUCCAGUUCAGAUCCAGCGAAAGAAACCCCCGUCACACAUCCUUUCAGGUGAUCUCACUUUGAUUUAGACAAUGGAACAUACUCUGACUAGAAAACAUCGUAGUGUUUGGGGAGAGGGAGGCUCAAAGGCAGCGUGCGAGUGUACACAGGGGAAGCGAGAUGUAUGUUCUUAAGCCAUAACAGACAUGAGAUGCACAAAUGUGAAUAAGACAGACAAUGAGACAAUUAGCAAAGUGCUUUAUGACAAACUCCUGUUCAAAGUGGGAUAAAAGAGUAAGCAUUUGUGUUAAUAUGCAUGCCAAAAUCAACCAUUUUAGAGUGAACGUCAUGAUAUCAAUCAUCUAAUGAUGUGAACGCUUGGGUCAGGACUUUGUAAAAUGUGUGUGUUUUAUUUUUAUCAUUUUUUAUGAUAACUGCUAUUGUAUGUAUGUACGUAUGUAUGUAGAGUAUGUAUGUAUGUGUGUGUAUUAAACUGUACGUUCAUUUCAUACUUAGUUUUAAGACUGACUGUAAUUUAAUUUUAGAUUGAAAAAGGAAAUAUGUUUUUAAAUUAUGGACAUUUAAGAUAUGCUACUUGUAUGUGUACAUUUUGAAGAAAAAAAAA